GUUCCUACCGAGCCAAGCUGCAAAAAACUUACAAGCGCGGAUGAAAAUGAACAUUUAAAUGAACAGGAACUAUUGUCACAACUGAAUCUGUUGUUUGUUUUGGUACUCUCUCUCUCUCGUGGCGAGUCAGUGUGACUGUGUGGGAGAGGCAGGACGUCUAAAGAGGAAUGUCAGUGCUGUUAUCAAGAGACUGACAGACCGGGCGACUGGAACAGCAAACCUGAUUGUCAGUAAACUGAACUUUGAGUCUAAAGUGGACGGGGGGAAAAAGUGCCAGUGGCGGAUUGCAGAAGAAGGAGGAAGAGGAAUAGGAGACGAAGAAGAAGGAUAGAAAGAAAACGAGUGACUGGGAGUAGCUACAGGCAUGAAAACAAGAAGAGGAGGAGGAGACGAAGAAGAAAAAAAGGAAGGCAGGUGCAUGAGAACGAACGAUGCCCAAGGCCGAACAGUUUUCAGUGUUAUGACGAGACAAGAGAUUGUGUCCGAUACCUGUGACUGUUUUGACAGUUACUCGACGUUUCCCUAAUCUUCAUCUUCACUAAAUGACGUGUGAUUGGUCUGAUAAGGCCAGAGUAAACGGGUGUUGCUGGGAACGUCUAUAACUUCUUCUUGAGGAAGAAAUGGAAUGCUGUAUAAGUUUGUAUAGAAAAAACAACCAAGUAGAUCACGUAUCUUAUUACCUUUUCAUUUCAUAUAAAGUGUCAUGAAUUGAUAUAAGAGAUCUGGGUUGACUGUACUGAGAUUUUUCCGUGUAAGUGUAAAGUGUCAAGCGAGUUUAGAUGUCACAUUCUCCCGUGAGCUAAAAGCUAUACUUAAGCAUUUGUUUCAGCCGUAGUUUUAAGAGCUGCCAGAGCUAAACAUCGCAUUCGUUUCAUAAAGUGAUUUUGUAAAAUGAUUCCGUUGUCCCUUAAAAGUCUGAAAACGUUACAGCCACGGGCAGGGGAAGUCCCAAGAUACGAAGGAAAGAGAAGGAAUAUAAUCAUGAGGAUUUUUUGAGAUUGUGUCCUGCGUAGGUGAAGGUCAAUUGAGCAACUGCAAGUUCAUGGUGUCGGUUUUUGUGUGACAAAAACGUCUGGAGAAAAGCAGAAUUUAAUUUUCAUACAGUGUAUAGUUGUGAUUUCUGUUCGUUAGUGCUGUGAUUGCUUUCCUGUUUUUUGUUCUUGUUUUCCUGUUGAUUUUUGUAGGGUCAACAAUGGUCUAAUUUUGAGCCAUCAGGCGGGCCACUAUAUAAUCUAUAUCUACAAAGGAUGACUGGAUUUAUAAAAACUGACCUGAAACACGCAAUAACUCAUGUGGACAAGUAGCAAGUUAUUGUAUUAUACCUCAGCAACCAUAAUUUCCUGCACAAUUAUAAUAAGAGUAUUUCGUCCUGGUCCUGGUUGUCAGUGAUAGCAUUUCAGCACCAUGAAGGUUCUCAAGAAAGGUAUGCCAACGUCUGUUGAAUCAAAAUCAAGUGUAAGUUUUCAAAAUAAAGUAAGUACCAGUGAGAACAUUACAUUUAGUAAGCUGUUUCCAAACCGUAUGACACCUGAAAAGCGGGUUAGGCCUCAGCCUUUAAUCAAACGAUUUACGGGUACCUGUGUUGUUUGCAAAAAGAUUUUCAACGAAAGUUACGCCGAGAGGGAUCCCACAAUCUCUCGCAUGUGCUCACAGUCAAAAGAGAAGCCUUCGGUGUGUCGUGACUGUGAUGAAAGUUUUGUGCAGACUAAGGGACUGAAGAUUCAUUCAAUCAAGCAUGGAGAUGGGGAUCUGAUCAACGAGGACAGUAGUGACGAAUGCGUCAUUAUUGAAACUGGGGGUGGCAGUGACAAAAAGCUGACAAACACUCAUAUUAGCAAAAAUCAAGGUAAUGUUGAAAAGGACGAGUGGGUGAUCAUUAAGUUUGGGAAAAGCAUUGACGAAGACGACACAGAAAAAUCUUUUAGCAUUAAGCUGUGUAAUGAGGAGUGCAAUGAAGUGUCUAUGGUUGUGCAGCCUGGGGAAGAAGGAACGAAAACUUUUUCUGAUGUGGUUGUCAAAGAGGUCCAUGAGGAGGAUAUGGUGACUCAGAGCAGUGACUUGACAGUUAAAGACAUUAUACAGAUUGGGUCGUUGUCGUUUGAUAAUGGAUACGAGGACAGUGAUAGUUUGGGUAGUAUAGGUAGUGUUAGUCAGGCUUCUAGCUCCACAGUGACGAGCCAGUCGUAUCCGGAGACAGAUGGAGCGUGGACUGUGUGUACGAAGAGGUUCAGUACUGCUGACGCAAGGCUCGACGAUUGGAGCGUCUGCACUCAGGAUUUCUCAAUGAGGGGCAGUUCUUCUCUUGUGUGCCACAUUUGUAAGAAAUAUUUUGUUAGUGAUAAUGACUUGAAGUUCCACAUUCUGACUCAUUCCCAGAAAACUAACUGCUCCAGUGUUGAGCCAGUUGAAAAACGCACAGAUAGAAGGUCAGCAGAGACACAUGGCUCAAAUGCAGCAUACCGAGAGCCAAAUAAAUGCAACAUUUGUGGUAAGAGCUUCUCUGAUGCUAGUGCAUUGAGAAUGCAUUCAAGAACUCAUUCUAGUUCGGUAUCAGAUAAUGUAGGUAAUGUGUUUUCUAAGAAGGUCCCUCACAAAGGUCUCUAUCAUAAAAAUCCAUUUCUCCAGGCAAAUGAAAAACUCUUAUCCUGCUCAGUGUGUGGCACAAGAUUCCAGCACAAGCAGCAGUUGGCUAAGCAUACCAAAACACAUUUAAUGUUGGCUUGCAAAGUUUGUCAAAGAGUUUUCAAAAGUAAUGCUAAACUAAAGAAGCACAUGUUACACGUGUGUGGGAAAGUAUGUUGGGAUGAAACAGAUGAUGUGAGGCCCAGCACAUCACAUUCUUCGGAGACUAAGCACAAGAAUGCGAGAGAAUUGGUGGGCUGUGGAAAGGCUAAGGAUAUUUCUGUUCAUAUAAGCAGUGAAAAGACUGCUGAAAAGGGCAGAGAUGCCAGGAAAGAACCUUUAGUCUUGGACCUCCGCAAGUCAUUUAAAGCAAUCUCUUUCGCCAAAGGACCAAACAAGAACAUCAAGGAAGAAGACAUUGCCAUUGAAGACUUCCCCAUGGUUGAAGACUACUACGUAACUUACGUCAAGGAUGAAGUUGGGGAGGGAGGUUGUGUAUUUAAGAGCAUUGCAGAAUUGAAAGAGUCCAGUGUACAGAAAGGAAAGUGCAGUAAACGAUAAAGUUUAUAGAUUUUUCAUAAUUUGAUGUUGCAGUACUUAAGGCAAUUAGUCAUAAAAACUAGUGGAUAAAUUGUAGUAUACUGUGAAGUAUUAAAUUUGGUAAUUUACUGACUUUUUUCCUUAUUGACUUGUUAUAUAAGCCUCUGAUAUCGGUGAUCAAGAUAUUUCCUGUUAAAAAUAUCUUCCAUUUAUUAAGUCUGAUGUUGAAAAUUGGAAUGAUGUUGACAAUUAUGUUUGUACGAUUUUUAUGCUCUUCAGCAUAUUACGUAUAGUAAAGUGUAUUUGGAAAGCUUGUUUCAGUACUUCUAGAUCAAAAUGUAAAAUCAGAUAGAGAGGCUGUCAAUCUUUGUUGGUUUAAUGCUAUAUGUUCGUGAGUUUGCAGUGACUGAGCUAAUUAUGUGGUAGACAUUGACUGUGUUAGGUAUCCAUCAUAAGUGAUAUUUUCUGUAUCUUAAUUCUGGCUUUCCUUAUUUUCUGGUUGCGAUGCCAUGGCGUUUUGAUAUACUUAAUUAUAGCAAAAACCAGUAAUGUACAGUAGAUCAGAGUUCAGGUACUAGUACCUGUACUGUACCUGUCUAUGAUUCCUCCAACUUAUCAUCUUGUAUAAACUGUUAUUCCACAAUCUCUUAGAUUAUCUUUACCAGCUUGUAAUAUAUUUUUGUUUCUUUGCAGUAUCAUCAUUACUCUCUCUCUCUCUCUCUCUCUCUCUCUCUCUCUCUCUCUCUCUCUCUCUCUCUCUCUCUCUCUCUCUCUCUCUCUCUCUCUCUCUCACUUCAUCUGUCUAUCUGUCUGUCUCUCUCUCAGGGCACAGUGAUGAAAAUACUUUCAUGAUGAUAUAUUUAAGUUUUUUAAGGAAAUUUCCUAAAUGUAUUAUUAUUUUUCAAAGAUUUGUCUGGGCACCCUCUGUAUGGAUAGUAAGAGCCAGAUUAUGCUGUAGUACUUACAGUAUUCAGUCCCACACUAGUACAACAUAAGUGAAUUAAUAUUCACUUGAACUGUGAAUCUUUUAAAGAGUAGAUGCUCAUUUGACCAGUGAUGUUUUGUAUUUAAAUUUAUUUUUUUCAUUAUAUUCACCUCGCUAUUUAUUUUUGAACGUAUAAAUAUUGUACUAUAUUGAAAUCAAAUCUGAAUCUCUCAGGUUCUUACGACAAGACUGCAAGUUUUACGUUGUAUGGUCUGGGGAAACACGUAUAUCAGUAUUUUAAAACAAGUAUCAAUAUGUUUCAGAAACAGUAUUUGUUGUUGGCUUCUAGAUUUUUUGCAAAAAAAAUUGUCAUAUAAUUUUUUUUCCAGAUAUUUGUUUUUAGCUGCUAUCAUUUUUGUAUCAUAAAUUGUGAUGUAAAUUUUUUCCUUCAACAUUUUUAUAUUUAGUUAUUUUGAACUGCAUUGACAUGGGAAUUGUUUUUAGCUCUUGAAAUGAGUGAUUUGCUUAAUCUGCUUACCAGGAAUAUGUUUCUUUAUAUUUAUUUUUAUUUUUUCAGAAUUGUACCAGAAAAUUUCCAGCACUGUAUUUUGAGCAAAGUCAUGUUACAGUAAUUUCCUUUUUUUUUUUUUUUUUUUUUUAUCUCUCGACACUUCCACCCAGGACUAUUCAGCAAAGUGAUGAGAGAGAAUGGGUUUAACAGGGUUACCGUUAGAGAGCUAUUCAAGUCUUUCAUGAAUGCCACAAAGACCUCAUUUCUUUUUUAAUUGCUUGGGCUUUGAUCAUUAUAUUGCUCAUGCAUUGAUAGGUUCUGUCCUGUCGUGUGCAUUUUUCUAUUAUUUACACUAAAUAAUUUUUAUUUAUUUAUCAUAACACAUUAGCAAGUCACUAUAGUGAUGCAUGUAGUGCCAAAAUAAACAUGUCUUUGUUCUGUUCAGUAUUUGUUUUAUGUUUCAUAGAUGCUCACAGUUUUGUUAUAUCUUGUAGAUGUCAAUGUCAUUAUAUUUAACUUACUGAGCAGUUUAUGUAUAUUAUUGAUAUGCAGUACCUAGACAUUUUUUGCAGUUUCCUACUUAUUAAUUUCAAUUCGUAUGGAUUCAUGGUGUGUUGACUAAUUCCUUAAAGACAUUUUAUUGUUAUCUUUCAAUUUAUCAGUUUAAUCAUGUAUAUAUUCAUACAGAUCACAAAUCUUUAGUAGCUUUACUUGUGGGUGGAUAAAGCAAGUGCUGAAUAGUUUCUUAAUCAAGCAAAGUAAUUGAUAACAGUUGGCAAGACUUCCCUUCCUCAGAGGAGCCCUAUGUACGUACUCUUCUAAUUCUCUGUAAGACUCAUUGUCUUUAUCUUUCCUCGUCAUACAUCUUCAAAUUGUUAUUACGUAUUGUGUACUUUCUUGUAUCAUUUUGUGAAUUAUUGAAACUGAAAUGCAGUGGUAUUGUUUUUUCUGCUACUGGUAUGUUUUGAUGUUAUAUCUUAACUGUCAUACUCUACUAGGAACCAUUUUCAUUGUAUUCUACUCUUGACGUGCUGUAUAACAUGCAUAUAUCUUCCUUUUCCUGUGUCUGUAUUUGAAAUUGGUUUUUAUAUAUCAGGCAAUUUUUUUAUAUACGUAGUCUUUAACUGUUUAAGUUAGGACAGUCAGUUUAAUAUACUUUGUGUGUAAUAUUAAUUUAAUUUAAUUUUGCUAAGCACCUUCCUCUGCAGAAUCGAGGACACUAGGUGUUAAUGUUAUUCACUGUAUUUCCAGUAUGAGCUCUUUUAGAUCUGUCUUUCUUGACCACAGACUUGAGUAAAAAGUGAGAGUUUGGACAGCUGAGACAACUAACCCAGUGAUGGGUAUCACUUUAUUAAAAUACUCACUUGACACCCAAGUUCCUCAUAAUGCUGUUAUAUGAAUUUUAUUUUUUCACAAUAUCGUGAUUGUAAUUCACAUGAGGUUUUUCCUUUUUUUUUUUUUUUUUUUUUUUUUUUUUUUUUUUUUACAUUGAAGCACUUAAUGUUUGUGACAAAAAUGUGAACAUUUUAAAUUAAAACUUCAAGUUACAGAUGUUGCAUAUUUGAUUAUAUGUUUGCUGCAAGGCACUUCAAAUUUCUUUUUAAUGUAUUAGAGUACUCAUUGCAUUUUAUGAAGUGUAACACUACAGAUUUCUGUGGUUAUUCUUUUAUGUUGGUGUAUAAAUAUCUUAGCUUCUAUAAGGUAUAGAAGUGUGGUCGUUGAGAGGAGAGAGGAGGCUUUGUGAUCAGCAGUUUCAGUCAGUUUUUAAAAGCUGUUUUGCCAUGUCGACUUAAGUGUAUAACUCUGCACAACUAAAAAUUCUGGUGCCUGGAAAGAAUAUUUUUCCAUUGAUGAGAUUGCCAAGUGUUAUCUACUACUGGUUCGCCUCAUUCUCUUGAGGUCCUAUUGUAAACUCAAAGCUUCCUUGAGACAGCUCCAGAAAACAAUGUUUGCCUUUGCUUAUAGGGAAAGUAAGUUCAUGAGGGCUUGUUAAAGGAAUUUUCUAUCAGCCUUACCUUGGUCCCAGGCAUUGUUGCAAAGUAUAAGAUCCUUGUAAAAAUAACAUUACUAACCCUUCAUUUACAAUACGUACUUGUUUUAGCUUCGAUGCAGACAGACGGAGAGGCUCUGUUAUAUCCAGUCAGACACUCCAUUAUUUUUUCCUUACAUUGGUCACACACUAGGUACAGCUUCACCUCUUGAUGUAUGUAUUUCCAGAAACAUCUAUAUUUAAGUUAAAGAAGUAAAUUUGGAAUGUUAUAAAUAUCAUAUGGAGUUGUGUAUCUACAAAUGUCAAUGUUGCUGUUAAGAAGCUUGUUGGCCUUUUAAAACAUACGAGGUUGGGUUUUGGAGGCAUUGUUCCACUUCUGCAUCAUUACAACACAUGCAGAUAUCUUUGUUUUAUAAAUACAAACCGUAUUUCACAUUAAUUACUAUCAUCCCUUCUCAGCAUUGAAAGUUGAAUAAGAGUUGUUUGUUUUUCUAAGUGAAAGAUGAUGUCAUUCACUUACAUACUACUGCUUUUGCUAAAUUUGGAUUGUGGUACUGGAGUUUGACUCCCAUCCUUGAUUAGUAAAUGCUAUUGUUGUAAAGUAAGUUUGGAUUUGUGUUUAUUUAUUAUUUAUUUAUAUAUUUUGUAGUUCACACUCAACCUAAAACCAGUCAUUUUAUCUUCCUGUGAGUAUUUCUCACAUUUUCCAUGCAGUGUUAAUUGUUUCAGAUUUCCUUUUAAGCCAUGUCUACUGGCCCUUAGAAACACAGUGUGUGAGUUCUGACUGAUACUGUUAAAUGGUCAGAUUUUUGUAACUUCAUGGGAAAACAGAGGAACAUUUUUCUAAAGUAGCUGCUAAAAAAAUGGAUGCAUUUACUCUUUCUCUUUCUUUCUCACUCUCUCUCUCUACCCAGCUAGAGGUAUCGUUACAUGCAUUUAUACCUGGUGUCAGAGCCAGAUCUAUGUCAUUAUUUCUUGUUGUGCUUUGAAUUGUUUUUCCAUUCAUGUAUGUUUUUAGUUUGUAUUUAUUAAGACUUUCCUCCUGAGAUCCAGUUUUCAUUUAAUGUAUUUUUUGUUUUCUAUAUAGGUUUGUUUUUAUUCUCAUUUUCCACCCCAUAGUGAUUGUUUGUUUACAUCAUUUUCUUUGCAGCAUCCCUUUGGCCCUAGCUGCAACUCCUUUAAUUUCUUUUCCUCCGUUCAUAUUCCUUUCUUCCAUCUCACUUUCCAUCCCCUCCUAACAAUUGUUUCUUUGUGCAUCUAUAUGGUUUUCCUUCUAUUACACCUUUAAAACCUUUCUAAUAUAAAUUUCCUUUUCAGCAGUGAAGGGCCAAAAUUCUAUAUUCCAUUCCACAUAAUUUUCUGCACUUCAUUUCUUCAUUUUCCUUAUACCACAGUUCCCCCCAUACUUGCAAAGAUUAGUAGCCUUUGGAACCAAAAUACUCAUGAAGCUAAGGAGCUGACGAGGAUCUUUUAAUUUGGCAACAUUCCCUAUUCCCUCGUUCUGUAGUUGUGUAUGGUUAGUUUCUGGUUGGGAACAAAUUCAUAUGUUAAUUGUUAGAAUUUACUGUUGUUUUUAACUGAUGACAAUUUUUGAUGUGGUUUUCUUAUACGUAAAAGGAUCUCCAAAAGUGUGUUUUCAAUUGAAAGCUUUGUUUCCAGGAAAUUUUAGUUGUACGUAUUAUAAUUUUGCUUACCACUGUCAAAAAGGUGUAUUACAUUUCAUGUGAAUUAUUUUUUGUCCCUGAUAUUGGAUAACCAAGUUACUUAUUCUACAGUUUCUGUUUUUAUUCUGUCUCCUGUUUAGUUUUUAUGUUUACACAUUCCAAGUUUUCUUUUGGUAUCUUGAGAUGGGUAUUUUAUAAAUAGGGAGAAAAUUCUUGACUCACCUCUUAUUUUAUGUUUGUUAUCAGUCUCUCUUGUUUCAAUUGUCAUUGAUCUUGUUAUAUUACAUGGCUGUUUAGUAGAGCUCCUUGAAUAUCAAGGGGAAAUUAUAAUUCUGAGGUUGAACUCAGUGGUCUGGUUAAACUGUUUAUCACUAAUAAUAAUAGUACAUAAAAUAAUGAAGCUAUUUGAAAACCAAAGCCUUACAGAAGGUUUGGCAGCACAAAUUUAGCAAUUUGGUGUGGCCAACUUCAGUGCAGUUUUCUGUUGGAGUUUCUGUCGUCACUUUUUCAUGUACAGAGGUUCUGCUCUAUGUGCAAUGUACGUAGUGUCAGUUGAACUUCCCAAUGCAUUUGCUUUCUCUUACUUUUUGAAAUGAAACUUAACUCUCCAAUUUAUGGCUUCUGUGCCAGUGUUAGUAAAAGCUAUAUAAUGAACAGGUAAGUAUUUAAAACAUAAAUCUUAAAUUAGUUGUUUAUAUUUUUCUUGAGUCUUGUAGCACUUACCUUUGACUUUGAUUUGGUUCAGUUUUUAUUUAGGAGGAAAUGUGAUGUGAUCAUUUAGUUCAAUAACCUUUAAUGGUGUGGUAGUCAUACUCAUGAGGUCUUUUGCUGUGUGAAUCCCUUUCGUUAGGUCUUGUUUGCUUAAUUGCUAGUGUGCUGUAUAUCAAGAUAUAUUGCAAUAAUUGCUUCAUUUUUUUAGUUCGUGGAAAAUUGGUGUCGUUUGAAUCUGUCUUAAGUGUCUGGAAUCACUUGUAUUGUCAUUACUUCAACUCGACAAUCAUAAUUUACUUCUCUGUACUAUGCAUGCUGUUGUAUAUUGCAUUCAGUAGUGAUUAAACUAAUCUGUAUAUUAUGUAUUUUCUACUGCAUGUUCUGUACAGUUAAUUUACUUAGUCAUAAUGCGGCAGGAUAACACAUUGUACUAAGCUCAUUUUCUGUUAAUUGGUGGAUGAAUGGAUUUUUUUUUAAUGAAAAGCAACACUCCACAGCAGGUUUUUCUGGUAUUUAUUGUGCUGAGGGGUUGGAAAUUGAAGUGAAGUUGAAUUUUGAUAUCCAUUUCAGUAUUGUAAGUCUGCUUCUUGUGAAUUUUCCGUGUACAACAAUAAUUCAAAUUUGAAAAAUGGCCUUGUGUCAUGAGGUGGUGAUAAAUUGUUUUGUGAAGAUGAGGUUGUCUGAACUAUUUGUAUUUAUCUGUACAUGGCGUUAGGUCAGAACAAACAAUGGCUUUUGUAAUUUUCAAUUUGAUUUUUGUUGCUCCAUUCAACAUUAUUAUGGCAUGAGUUACAACUGUCAGGCAUCUGCAUUUUAAUUUAAAAAGUGAAGACUGGCCAGUAGAUUCUGUCGCUACAGUAUUAGUGACUUAUUGGUAUGGUUGCAAAAAGUAUAGGUGCAGAAUGGUUUGUUACUAAACUAUUACUUUAGUGUAAUUGUUAUAAUCUGUAUACUAGAUAGGUAAGCGUAUUUUCUAGAACUUAGAAGUCAGCAUAGACCAUCAGCUUAUAUGUACAAAAUUUGUACAGUAGUUGUUCAACUGAUGAAAUACAGAUUUUUACAAUCGUGUUACUGCUAAGUCAAGUACUGAAAGAAUGUAGAUUAAGAAAUUAGUAGUUUGUUAUUUUAGUGCAAUUAUUUAUGGGUUAUUCAUAUUGUCCUGAAAACUCUUUUGUACAAAAAAUAAGAUCUUUGCUGCAUAGAUUUUGUGCAGCCUGUAUAAAUGUUGAAAAAAACUUGAUGAAGUCAGUAUAAACAUUUAAAUACAUUGGAUCCCUGCCCAUGUGUGCACAAAAGGGAACAGAACAUAUACUGUGUUGGUAAGAAAGCAAAGUGGCAACUUCUAUUACAGAUCCAAUAUUAAAGUGCUGCAGUUUAUUGAAUAAAAGUUAGAUAUUAGUUUUAAAGACAUGCUCCAAGAGAGCUGAGUGUUUUGACUUGGUGGUUUGGUUAAGCCCAUAAUAUUAAUUGUUACUAAUUGGAUUGACACUAAUUAUAUUUCUAUUCUGUGAGCACAUAUACUCCAUGAACUGCAUGCUAUGCUGUCAUGGCUCACAUUACAUUCUACUGAGUGCUAAUCCUUCCAGUAGUGAUUGGUAAUUAAGACUGUUGUAAAAUUAUGGUUGGUAGGCUAUGCCAUACCAUUAUUGUUUUUGAGAAAUUUUAUAGUUUUUCACAGAUGCAUGUACAGACUUUCAGUUCUUGUGGAUUCUGUUUGUUAAAGCAAACACACUGUGGUCUUCAGUACUAAAUGAUGCUUGUUUGACAGUUGAAAUCCUGAAAUUUAGAAACUGGAAGAUUUUGUUUAAUGUCAAUUAUAAGUUCGGCUGACAAUGCUGUAAUUGUAUGAGUAAUUCAUAGUCGAUAUUCAGUCCUUAUUUUCUAAGUAUUUUUAUAUAUUUUUAAGUACUUUAUUUGUUGUCUUUAAUUUGAUAACGUGAUUUAUUUUCAUGCUCAGUUUUGUAGUAUACUGGUAUUUUCCUCAUUGAAAAAGGAAGAGUGUACUCGAAAGUAACUUUUUUUGAAUCUCAUAACAAACCCUCAACAUUCUUGAGCAUUGUUUUCUUGCCCUUCAGCAAAGAACUUGGUUUGUUGGAGUAGGCAUACAGGGUAAAGUCUUGAAAUGGCUUAUAUCUUGGAAUCCUACUAGGAAGACUUGGAGGUCUGACAAUGCAUGACCAGAAGAAAUUAUAGUUAAUGAUUGCAACAGGGUGGGAAAUUUUAUUAGGGAAACAGUAAAAACUAUAGAAUGAAGUAUGUUCUAGUGAUACAUGGAAGAAAAUCAAGUUUUUCUGCUACAUAUAUCUUUUGCAACUAGAAUUUUUUGUAGUCCUUUUCAUUUUUUGGUACAAAAUUCUAAGGCUCAUACAAAUUACGUAAAGAUUCUGUCAUUUAUGUCCAUUCCAGAACUGUUACUAACAAUGUUUAAUUUUUGUUGCCAGCAAUUUUAUAUCGUGCUCACCAAAUGAGUGUGCGUAUUAUAGGUACAUUAUCUGGUGUGAUUUUUUAUGUUCAAAAUAUUAUUGUUGGAUGAGUGACCUUUAACCAGGAAUCAAAAUGUCGUUGAAUGAAUUUUAUAAAAGCAACUGGUAAAGUUUGCAAAAUGUUAAACAGCACAUUGUUUGUGAAAGUGUAUCCCUUUGGUUUUUUUUUAUAGAAAGCUUGCAUCAAAUGUAGACAAUCUAUAAGUAGCUUUAUGAGCUUCAUAUUUAUUUUUGUAUUUUCUCCGUUUACCAAAGUACAGUAAGUGUGUUUUAGUACCUCUGUAAUUGCCUGUAAUUACAGUAUGUCUUAUUCAAUGCGUAGUUUUACGUUUUCACGAAGGGGAACUACGAGUUGGUGAUAUUUUCUUACCUUGGCAUGUGGUGUGAAGUACAUUUAAUGUUGGGAGAGCCACAUGUGACAAAGUAUGGUAGUCUUUAUAACCAGUUUCUGUUUUUUUUUUUUCAAUAAAUGCAUAGAAAUA
Messenger RNA from Macrobrachium nipponense, 11928 nucleotides. Its product is annotated as zinc finger protein 600-like. The transcript is spliced from 3 exons. Lineage: Eukaryota; Metazoa; Arthropoda; Malacostraca; Decapoda; Palaemonidae. Gene Ontology annotation, molecular function: RNA polymerase II cis-regulatory region sequence-specific DNA binding; DNA-binding transcription factor activity. The record is from RefSeq and is a predicted model, not a curated record. Bases 1405 to 3183 code for a protein of 592 amino acids. Gene Ontology annotation, biological process: regulation of transcription by RNA polymerase II.